AUGCAUAAAACAUUUGUAAUGUUUCCUCUUAAAUUAGGCUGGAGAAGAUGAGGUAUAACUUUGUUUUUUCACUUAGAACGCAUAAUGCAUUGUUUUCUUUUCCUGCCAGUGUUUGGAAGAGCGAUUCAUGCCAUAGCACGUAUCAGUGAUGAGUUUUGGUUCGACCCCUUAGAGAAAGGUCUUGCCUUAAGAUCAGUGAAUUCUUCAAGGUCAGCAUAUGCAUGUGUGUUCUUCUCAUCUAUGUUUUUUCAACAUUACUGCUGGACUGCCCUGCCUCAGCCACAUCAGAAGGAAAAGCAGUUGUCUCCCCCCUGUAAAUUGAUAAUCAAGUCAGUUCUUCCUGUAUUUAGAUGUGUAAAUGUGCUGGAAAGGAAUGUAGAGAAAUGCAGCAUUUAUACAAAUGUUAAUGAUCAUCACAUAACUUUUCAGCUCCUCUGCAAACAUGGUGUUGUAAAAACAUACAACCUGACGUUUCAAGAAUGUCAUCCGUUGCAGGCUGUUUUUGCAAAGCACAUGUGCCCCAACAUACUUAAAGUCCACUCCAGGCUGCUGGCUGAUAUCAUGAUUCACUUCCCCACCAGUCAAGAAGAAGUAACCUUAUCAGUUACACCAAUGAAAGUUUGUUUCAAGAGUUACACGGAGGAGGACACUGAUUUUUCAAAGACAAUGCUUACUGAAAUACAGCUGAAUCCAGAUGAAUUUGACUACUUCCAAGUUGGAGUCGAUUCUGAAGUGACCUUUUGCCUUAAAGAAUUGAGGGGACUCCUGGCGUUUUCAGAAGUCACCAGUGUUCCUGUCUCCAUCCAUUUUGACAUCUCUGGAAAACCAGUUGCUUUCAGCAUUGAAGAUCUGGUGCUGGAAGCCAGCUUUAUCUUGGCUACUUUGUCUGACAUUGAAAAGGAGACGACUUCCCAGCAGCCGCCCGGCUUCACACCGCAGCGGGAAAGCCUGGAGACACGUACAGGGAAAGCUGGAAACACCUCCAUGGAUAAAGACAGCAGCACACAGGCAAAUGCUUCCAAAGAGCCACAGAGGAAUGGAAACACCUUGAGCACGGAGCCAGCGGAACCUGCGAGUCCUUUGGUAGAACAAGAGAGAAAAAUCAUUCUUGGAGCCACAGAGGGAGAUAAAACAGGGGUAGAAGAAACAACCACAGCCCGUGCAGUGCUGGCAAGAGAGUCUCACUAUGAGAAGUUUCAUUCCUUGUUUUUUGGAGCAGUUUCCUGUAAGGAGGAUGCCAUCAGUCACACAUUCCAUAGUCUAGCGACAGCUAGCGACACAGAAGAGGAUUUUGGCAACAUGCAGAGCUCCCCAAUCCUCUAG
This is a messenger RNA of Nestor notabilis (Kea), 1323 nucleotides long. RefSeq names its product RAD9 homolog B (S. pombe) (gene RAD9B). Gene Ontology annotation, biological process: cellular response to ionizing radiation; mitotic intra-S DNA damage checkpoint signaling; DNA replication checkpoint signaling. The transcript has 10 exons. The record is from RefSeq and is a predicted model, not a curated record. Gene Ontology annotation, cellular component: checkpoint clamp complex. NCBI's taxonomy places the organism in Eukaryota, Metazoa, Chordata, Aves, Psittaciformes, Psittacidae.